Messenger RNA from Zerene cesonia (dogface butterfly), 2078 nucleotides. RefSeq lists its product as uncharacterized. Bases 169 to 723 code for a protein of 184 amino acids. The transcript has 4 exons. NCBI's taxonomy places the organism in Eukaryota, Metazoa, Arthropoda, Insecta, Lepidoptera, Pieridae. The record is from RefSeq and is a predicted model, not a curated record.
UUCAUUAAAAAUUGCCGAUAAAAAUACGAAAAUAUAACUAAAAUACGUAUCAUUAUAACUGAAAACUCCAUUGAUAUUAACUUUUAAAUACUUAUUCGAGGUUUUUGAUCAACAUUUCUGUUUUGGGUGUUGUGUUUUGUCUAUAUUUCGGGUUUAAAACUUAUCAAGAUGUGGUGGAUUUUGCGGCGAGCGAGGCUGACCGGAGCGUCGUUCUUUAGUUCGGCGUCAUCGGCAAACAAUAACAAUAAUACUAAAACAGAGUCACGACCACCAAGAAAAAACUACAAUCAACUUUCAUCGAAUGAAAAGCUUGAUAACAGACAAACUGAAGACAUUCACAUAGAAGAAGCAGACGUUGAUUCAGAUGCCAGCAGCACAGAUCUCGACGAACGAGACACGCGCAAUGUCUGUCCUCCCUGUGCGCAUGACCGAUACAACAACAACGUACGACAUUCACAUGACGAAUUCAGUGACGAUACAGAUUAUGAUGAAGCAUUGACUUGCAAUGUUUGCGACCGAUCGUUUCCCACGCGUCGCCAGCUGAACGAUCACCAGCAAAAGAAAAGGCAUUUCGGAUGCAGCUCGUGCGACAGCCUGUUCCCGUCGCUGAUGGCGCUGGAGCACCACAAGGAGGAGUUCCAGCACUGGAGCGACUCGUGCUGCUCGCGCUCCGACAGCGAAGAGUCGGACGACUGCCGCGAUGACGCGCACCGGCUUAUAUAAUGCCGCCAUCUCAUUAUUGCCGGGGACCGACCGCAGCAUUUGGGCACCUUCGUGUAGAUAUUUGUGGGGUUUUAUAGCUUUUUCUUGAUGUAGUUCAAACAGUGUAAAUAGUGUUUUGUAGAUCGAAUAGACAGUGUUUUCGACAUCUAUGUACCUUAUUUCUGCUAUUGAUGUUUUAAAUGAUACAUUUUAAAGUAUUACAAAUAUACGACCUUAAAAUUAUUUUAGUUGAAUACCACUGGAACCUUGUCUAGAUGAUAUAUAAAGGCUAGGUUCAUUGUAGAUUAUGUUGUUCAUUUCAUAUUAUCUAUUAUUGCAUAUAGUAAUGUACUCGUAUGAAUCUUCCUUCCAAGAACUAUAAAACCCUAAAAAAUCUCCACAACCUAAUUUCCAACAGAGAAUAUAUAUCGUGAAGUUUAUAUAUUUUCUAAAUUAAAAAAAUUGAGCUAGAAAUAUGUGUUAAAAACAUAUCAAUGGUCGCCGUUGUAAGGUUACAUUUGUACGAUUCCUUGUGUCCUGGACCGAGACGUAACUCCCGGCAAUAAUGCAUAUCAUUGCGUGAAUGACUGAUAUUCAAUUGUAAAUAUUAUUCAUAAUUAUAUUUAAUCUAAUAGUGCAUUGGGGUGACUGCUAAUAUUAAAUGCAAUUUAAUAGAGUUAGAAUAUACCUCUGUUAAUUUGAUUAAACCAAAGACAAUACAAGUUAUAGAUUUGUUGCCACGCUCAAAUAUUUUAGCGUAAGGUAUUUCGACAACACGUUUUACGAAAAAAAAUCUAAAGAACUUGUAUACUUAUGAACGUGGUAUACUAUGGUUUUCUUAAUUUAGUACCUAACUUACCCCAAUGCCUAGCAGAUUUUGAAUUUAAAUAGUCCACUGAUGCAGUAGGAUUUUGAAUAGAUUUUUCUAUAUUUGGAUGUACAGUAAUGUAAAAUAAUGUAGGUAAAAAAACCUAUCAUUUGUAAAAUUUUAUCAUAUUUUAAAUAUGUACGAGUAGGUAAUGUAUACAACAUAGUUUCUGUAAACCGUUAUUUUAUUCCUAAUGAUCAUCUUCAGUAGGUACCUCUCUUCCUAGUCUCUCUCUUCCAAAGAAUUUUGAUGGUUUUAUUUAUCAGGACUGUGUAAAUGACUAUCGAAUUAGGCCUGGAUAUAGUCUGUCUAGUUAAAAUUAAAAUGAAUAGUAUUAUUUAUUUUAGAUAUACUAAUUUAAAAAAAUUCUGUUCUAAAAAUUAUACGUACGGGCUUUGUACUGGGCGAUUUUGUAAAUAGUUCUAGAAAUUAUCAAUGUAUUGGGAGAAACAGUAUUCUAGUCAUAGUUUGAAUGUAUCUUUGUAUAAAUAAAUUGACCACAUCUGUG